AUGUCAAAUCAAGAUCCUUGGGGGAGUCAGAAACUUCCUUUGGGUCAGAAUUUUAAUGGACGUCAAAAUCCUCCAGUAUUACCACCUCCAGCUACUUUAGAAACAGGAGGACAAAAAUUCUAUCCUUUACCUAGUCUACAAAACCUAGGAAACCACCAAAAUCAUAGUUUUAACAUCCCAAGUAUAAAUACCAACGAUGAUAGAAUUAAUGGAAUUCAAGUAGGUGGUCAAGCACAACCACAAGCACAACCCCAACCAAAUCAAGUAAGACAAACAUUAGAAACUCAACCAACAAAUUCACAAAGUCCAGAAACUAAUCAAACUAAUGGACAAAGUCAAUCACCACAAAAUCAACCAAAUUCUUCUCCAUCAAAUCAAACAAUUCCAAUGCAACCAGUUCUUGGACAACCAGCAAGUCAUAUUCCAAGUCAUGAGAAUUUAACUCAAUAUUCGGCCAUUGCUGGAAUGAAUCAAAAUGUUCCUAAUAGAUCAACAACAUCUCAGGUUUAUCGUCCUUUAAAUGUCAAAGAUGCUUUAUCUUAUUUAGAUCAAGUUAAAAUUCAAUUUUAUAAUCAAGCUGAUGUUUAUAAUAAUUUCUUAGAUAUUAUGAAAGAUUUCAAAUCUCAAACUAUUGAUACUCCGGGAGUUAUCGAUAGAGUGUCUAAUUUAUUCAAGGGACAUCCUAAUUUGAUUCAAGGAUUUAAUACAUUUUUACCCCCAGGUUAUAGAAUUGAAUGUUCAUUAGAUCCAUCAAAUAAUAGUACUAUUAAAGUUCAUACCCCUGCUGGUACAACUACUGUUAAAUCAGGUAUGAAUUAUAGUGAAAGUUGGAAUGAACAACAACAAGCUCAAGCAGCUGAAGCAGCUCAAGCAGCUCAAGCAGCCCAAGCUCAACAAUUACAAUAUGAUCAACAAGCUCAAGCAGCUCAACAUCAAGGUGGACAAAUUUUGGCUCAAGGUCCUAAUAAUCAAGAGGGUAAUAGUGAUCAAAUGAAUCAUGCUAUAACAUAUGUCAAUAAGAUCAAAACUAGAUUUGCUAAUCAACCAGAUAUUUAUAAGCAAUUUUUGGAAAUUUUACAAACUUAUCAAAGAGAACAAAAACCAAUUGGUGAAGUCUAUGAACAAGUUACAUUAUUAUUUUCAAAUUCCCCAGAUUUAUUGGAUGAUUUUAAACAAUUUUUACCUGAUACUUCAGGCUCAACAACUAAUGGAUCAAUGAGUGCUGCAACAACUUCUGGUAAUACUGAUGGUACAUUUUCACAAUUACCACCAGUUGGAAAUUUCCAACAACAAAAUCCUGCUUAUUCAAAUCCUUAUGAAAUUCCUAAUAAUGAAAAUGUUCAUCAAGAUUGGAAUCAUCAAAUGGCUAGUCAAUAUCAACAACCAAAAUAUCCUGGCUAUGAAUAUGAUAUGAAUAAGAAGAUGGGUGAAGGAUAUAAUUAUGAAAACAAUUAUAAUAAUGAAGCUCAAUAUUCUUCAAUGAGAUCUGAUAUUCAACCAAAAAUCAAACCUGGCUCUCAAGUAUCAACUAAAAAUGGUAUUACUACCAUCACUAAUCCAACUUUAGUUCCAGGAAUACCUGAACCAGUACCUAAUUCAUAUUUAGGUAAAGCUUCAUCAAUUGUUGAAGAAAUGAACUUUUUCGAUAAAGUUAAAAAGGCUAUUGGUAACAAACAAACUUAUAAUGAUUUCUUAAAGAUUUUGAGUUUAUAUACUCAAGAAGUCAUUGAUAAGAGUCAAGUUGUUGAAAGAGUUGAAUCAUUUUUAGGUGAACAAAAUGAAGAUUUAAUCAAUUGGUUUAAAAUGUUUAUUGGAUUCGAUGAUAAACCUUUACAUAUUGAAGAUAUUCAUUUCAAGAAACAUCAAUUAGAAUUAUCAUUAUGUAAAGCUAAUGGUCCUUCUUAUAGAGAAUUACCAAAAUCUGAGACUUAUAUGCCAUGUUCAGGUAGAGACGAAAUGUGUUGGGAAGUAUUAAAUGAUGAAUGGGUUGGACAUCCAACUUGGGCAUCGGAAGAUUCAGGAUUUAUUGCUCAUAGAAAGAAUCAAUAUGAAGAAAUUUUAUUCAGAAUUGAAGAAGAAAGAUUAGAAUAUGAUUAUCAUAUGGAAGCCAAUUUGAGAACUAUCCAAACUUUAGAAACUAUUGCUAAUAGAAUCGCUAAUAUGACUCCUGAACAAAAAGCUAAUUUCAAAUUACCUCCAGGUUUAGGUCAUACUUCAGUAACUAUCUACAAAAAAGUCAUUAGAAAAAUCUAUGAUAAAGAUAAAGGAUUUGAAGUUAUCGAUGCAUUACAUGAAAGUCCAGCUAUCGCGGUUCCUAUUGUAUUAAAAAGAUUAAAGCAAAAAGAUGAAGAAUGGAGAAGAGCUCAAAGAGAAUGGAAUAAAGUUUGGAGAGAGAUGGAACAAAAAGUAUUCUACAAAUCUUUAGAUCAUUUAGGUUUAACUUUUAAACAAAGUGAUAAGAAAUUGUUGACUGCUAAACAAUUGGUCUCAGAGAUCAGUACUGUUAAAAUUGAACAACACAAUAAAAGAUUAUAUCCUUUAACACCAAAACCUCAAGAACAAUUGAAUUAUAAAUUCAAUGAUUUUGAUAUUAUCAGUGAUAUUUUGAGAUUAAGUGAAGUUUUCAUCAGUAAAUCAUCCAAUUAUUCAACCAAUGAUCGUGAAAAAUUAAGUCAAUUCUUUAAACAUUUCGUUUCAUUAUUCUUUGGUAAAGAAUUUGAAAGUAAAGAAGAACCAAUUGAAGUCGAAACUCCAAUUGAAUCCUCUGAAGAAUCUUCAUCAAUGGGAGAAUCAAGAAAACGUCAAAGAGAAGAUGAUUUAUUACGUAAUGUUUUGAAAAAACAAACCAGAAAAGAAGAUGUUCCAUCAAGUGAUUCUGAAGAUCUUGAUAUUAUUAACGAAGUUGAGAAAUCUAGUGAGUUAUGGAUUACCACUACUGGUAGAAAAUUCUCCUUAAAAGAUAAUGAAACUUCAUUAGAUAAAAGAGAUAUUUACAAUUUCUUUUGUAAUACUACAAUUUACGUAUUUUUCCGUCAUUUAAGAAUCUUAUAUGAAAGAUUAGAAGAAGUUAAAAGUAUGAAUGAUGAAGUUGCCAAAGAAAUCGAAGCAAGAACUUAUCCACAAUUUGCCAAAGAUUUAAACUUAUUAAGUCGUCAAUUUAAAGAAUUAAAUGUAGAGAUUUCUGGUAAAAAAGAUUGUUAUCAACAAGUUUUAUCACUUAGUGAAAGAUUAAUCGAAGGAGAAUUAGAUCAUCAAUGGUUUGAAGAAUCAAUUCGUCAAGCUUAUAGAAAUAAAGCUUAUAAGAUUUAUACUAUUGAUAAAGUUGUAAGUGCAAUGAUCAAACAUAUGCAUACUAUGAUAACUGAUGGUAAAACUUCAGAAAUGGUAUUAUUAUUUGAAAAUGAUAGAAAUACUCCAAUUUCUACUGCCAAAGAUCAAAUCUUAUAUCGUAUGAAUGUUAGAGGUUUAAUGUCAAAUGAUGAAAACAUGUUUAAGAUAGUUUACAAAGAAAAGGAAGAUGUUGUUAAUAUUCAAUUUGUUAGCUUAGAUGAUCUUACGUUGAAUGAUCACAAAACUGCUGAAGAACAUUAUAAUUAUUAUGUUACAAGUUAUGUUAUGUCACAUCCAACUGAGGGAGUUUCUGCUUCAAAGAUUAAUAUGCCAUUUUCAAAAGAUUUCAUUGAACAGAUUGAAGAAGAUCAAUGUAAUGGAUUUGUUGAUUCUAACUUGAAAGUUUCAAUUUGUGAAAAUUCUUACAGAUUAUUCUAUGAACCUGAUGGACAUGAUGAAUUCACUGCUAACACUAUUUACGAACAUCCUAUUGAAGAUAAUAAAUCAAGAGAUGAUAAGUUAUCUUUCUUGAAAAAAUUCAUCGAAGAUGAAGAAAUUGGCUGGAAACUGACUUUAAAAGAUGGAGCUAAUAGUGAAGUUUAUGAUAAUAAAAUCCAAGCUUUAUUUACUAAAGGUUUGAAAGAAUUCAAAGAUACCGUAGUUGGAGAUGAAGCCGAUGACGUAGAAGAGGAAGAAUCUAAAGAUAUUGUUAUGAAGGAUCCUGAACCUAAAGUCAUCGAUAAGAAAUCACAUCCUGAUAUGACCAUUGAUGCGGAUGUCACUGUUGUUCAAGAUCAUAAUGACACUACUAUUCAACAAGAUGCCAACGAUACUACGGCUGACGAUAAUACUGUCAAUGAAACCAUGUCAUAA
Messenger RNA from Yamadazyma jaroonii, 4203 nucleotides. The record is from the annotation of a GenBank genome assembly. NCBI's taxonomy places the organism in Eukaryota, Fungi, Ascomycota, Pichiomycetes, Serinales, Debaryomycetaceae.